AUGUCACCAACACCCGAGAUGCAUCUUCCGACAAACUUGACGACCAUCGCCUUGGCCGCCCUCCAUCUCGGAGCCGCCACCGCCCAACGGCCCGUCAUCCGGGCAGACACCAACCGCGACGGCGCCGUCAACGAGGCCGAUGACGCUGACAAGGCGUUCUGGACUCCGGCACGGGGAGCGAUCUUCCUCCCGAACGUCGGCGAUUCUCUCCGCCGUUGUGCGAACACCGACCUCCAGGGGAACCCCCUGAGUAACCAUGAGCUCGCCUCCUGCAAUGAUGCCUCCGGCCAUCUGCUCCUCGAGCCAGGCUUGGUCGCGCCGUUGAAGACCGCCCCGGUAGAUGUCUCGGAUGACGUCUUUGCCCAUAUUUAUGCUACCCCCAAAGCUGCGGCAAAGAGCGUGCGCCUGUUCGUGAACGACUUUCCCUCCCGCGCCAGCGAAACCGCCGCAUGGAGGUUCGUCGACCCUGAAUUCAUCUUCAACGCCACACAACUGAAGAACGGCAUCUCCCUGGGCAUCGACGGCCGCGAGUUCGUCACAGACGCCUCGGAGUGGGAUGGGAAAGUCACGGUCCACUUCGACCUCCACGUCAACACCACGAUCCUCUCCGACGCCGUCGAGCUCAAAGUCGCACCAGUCCUCACGCACCACCACCUCCAGCGCGUCGACACCCUCAUCAGCACCGCCGCCAACGACUCCGACCCCGUCCAGCUCGAGUUCAUCCGCCAGCUGGACGCAGGCCGCGCAGCCGCCGGUCUGCAGACGCCGCUCUAUCUCUUCAACCAGAGCAGCGACAUCUGGGCGCAGGACUUCAUCGAGCCGGCGUACGCCAGCAUGCCGGGCCCGAACGGCCCUGUCUCGAUCCGCAUUGUGCUGAGGUCUGCGCAGUCGACGCGGACUGGCGGCCGUCAGGUGUUUGAGCAGUUGAGGGGUAAGGGCGUGGGCGGAUUUCAGCCUGAAGGGGGCCGUCGCGGGUUUGGACAUCUUGAGAUCAACUCCUUUGGCAACCUCGAGACCAUCCCACCGUAUACCUCCAAAAGCGGCAUCAGGUACCCUGUCGGACGUAUUAUUCAGGGCAAGCACUUUGAGAAGAUGCCCGCGGAGUCGAUGACGAAGUUCCUCGACGGGCAGGGGUUGCAGAAGCCGCUGAUGCUUGAGACCGGUUGGCUGCUAAUCGGCCACGUCGAUGAGUUCGUGCAGUUCCUGCCGUCUAAUAACACGGGUCUCGGGUUCACUAUCGGCAGCGCGGAUACCGUCUCCGCUCUCGAGAUCCUGCGGAACGCAUCUACCGCAGGCCACGGCGGGGUGCGGGCUGUGUCAUUCAACGGCAGCCUCGACAACGCGUUCUCAACUUCUGCCGAGGAGUUGGCGACGACAAUCGACCAGAUCCUCGCCAACGAGACGUUCCAUCAGGUGAAUGCCUACGCCCAGAAGCACAUCGACGCCAACCUCGAAACACUCCUUUCCGAGAUCCCGAUUGCGAGAGAGCAUGUCGUUCGGGUCCCGGUGCUCUUCAAGGAUCUCAACAUGGGCCAGGGGUUCAGCCGCUCCGACGACGGACUGCCUUCACACACGGACACGGUGAUGGCGGACGAGUUUCUGGUGGCGAGCUUCAGCCCUGCUGCGAUCAACGGUAUUGUCUUGGGAGGACAUUACUUGAGCCCGAAGCCCUGGGGGCCCAUGGUUGACGGGAAGGAUCUGUUUGAAGAGAGAGUGAGGGCGGUGUAUGGUGCAACUGGUAUAGAUAUUGGAUUCGUCGACGACUUUUUGUCGCACCAUGUUGGGCUUGGAGAGAUUCACUGCGGAAGCAACACCCUCAGAGAGACGGAUGUAAAGUGGUGGGAGUGA
Messenger RNA from Colletotrichum chrysophilum, 1848 nucleotides. RefSeq lists its product as uncharacterized. Gene Ontology annotation, cellular component: cytoplasm. Bases 1 to 1848 code for a protein of 615 amino acids. The record is from RefSeq and is a predicted model, not a curated record. NCBI's taxonomy places the organism in Eukaryota, Fungi, Ascomycota, Sordariomycetes, Glomerellales, Glomerellaceae. The transcript has a single exon. Gene Ontology annotation, molecular function: calcium ion binding; protein-arginine deiminase activity.